AUGUGCACUAGAGUUCCUAAAGGAGAACAUUCUACUGACAACGGGGGAGAACAUUCUACUGACAACGGGGGAGAACAUUAUACUGACAACGGGGGAGAACAUUAUACUGACAACGGGGGAGAACAUUCUACUGACAACGGGGGAGAACAUUCUACUGACAACGGGGGAGAACAUUCUACUGACAACGGGGGAGAACAUUCUACUGACAACGGGGGAGAACAUUCUACUGACAACGGGGGAGAACAUUAUACUGACAACGGGGGAGAACAUUAUACUGACAACGGGGGAGAACAUUAUACUGACAACGGGGGAGAACAUUAUACUGACAACGGGGGAGAACAUUAUACUGACAACGGGCGAGAACAUUAUACUGACAACGGGGGAGAACAUUUUACUGACAACGGGGGAGAACAUUCUACUGACAACGGGGGAGAACAUUCUACUGACAACGGGGGAGAACAUUCUACUGACAACGGGGGAGAACAUUCUACUGACAACGGGGGAGAACAUUCUACUGACAACGGGGGAGAACAUUCUACUGCCAACGGGGGAGAACAUUCUACUGACAACGGGGGAGAACAUUCUACUGACAACGGGGGAGAACAUUCUACUGACAACGGGGGAGAACAUUAUACUGACAACGGGGGAGAACAUUCUACUGACAACGGGGGAGAACAUUCUACUGACAACGGGGGAGAACAUUCUACUGACAACGGGGGGAACAUUCUACUGACAACGGAACAUUCUACUGACAACGGGGGAGAACAUUCUACUGACAACGGGGGAGAACAUUAUACUGACAACGGGGGAGAACAUUAUACUGACAACGGGCGAGAACAUUAUACUGACAACGGGGGAGAACAUUGUACUGACAACGGGGGAGAACAUUGUACUGACAACGGGGGAGAAAAUUCUACUGACAACGGGGGAGAACAUUAUAUUGACAACGGGGGAGAACAUUCUACUGACAACGGGGGAGAACAUUCUACUGACAACGGGGGAGAACAUUCUACUGCCAACGGGGGACAACAUUAUACUGACAACGGGCGAGAACAUUAUACUGACAACGGGGGAGAACAUUCUACUGACAACGGGCGAGAACAUUAUACUGACAACGGGCGAGAACAUUAUACUGACAACGGGGGAGAACAUUAUACUGACAACGGGGGAGAACAUUCUACUGACAACGGGGGAGAACAUUCUACUGACAACGGGGGAGAACAUUAUACUGACAACGGGGGAGAACAUUAUACUGACAACGGGGGAGAACAUUGUACUGACAACGGGGGAGAACAUUCUACUGACAACGGGCGAGAACAUUAUACUGACAACGGGGGAAAACAUUCUACUGACAACGGGGGAGAACAUUCUACUGACAACGGGCGAGAACAUUAUACUGACAACGGGAGAGAACAUUAUACUGACAACGGGCGAGAACAUUAUACUGACAACGGGGGAGAACAUUCUACUGACAACGGGGGAGAACAUUCUACUGACAACGGGGGAGAACAUUCUACUGACAACGGGGGAGAACAUUCUACUGACAACGGGGGAGAACAUUAUACUGACAACGGGCGAGAACAUUAUACUGACAACGGGGGAGAACAUUCUACUGACAACGGGGGAGAACAUUCUACUGCCAACGGGGGAGAACAUUCUACUGCCAACGGGGGAGAACAUUCUACUGACAACGGGCGAGAACAUUAUACUGACAACGGGCGAGAACAUUAUACUGACAACGGGGGAGAACAUUCUACUGACAACGGGGCAGAACAUUCUACUGACAACGGGGAAGAACAUUCUACUGACAACGGGUGA
Procambarus clarkii (red swamp crayfish) is the source of this 1818-nucleotide messenger RNA. The record is from RefSeq and is a predicted model, not a curated record. NCBI's taxonomy places the organism in Eukaryota, Metazoa, Arthropoda, Malacostraca, Decapoda, Cambaridae.